Messenger RNA from Rhizophagus irregularis DAOM 181602=DAOM 197198, 1173 nucleotides. RefSeq lists its product as uncharacterized. NCBI's taxonomy places the organism in Eukaryota, Fungi, Glomeromycota, Glomeromycetes, Glomerales, Glomeraceae. The record is from RefSeq and is a predicted model, not a curated record.
AUGGAUUCUGAAACUUUAGAAAAGCAGAAACUUUUAAUAUCAGGAAAUCAAGAAUCUAAACACGAGAAGGAACGAGAAGAAUCUGAUGAUAAAUUUGCAUUUAUAAAAUUAAAAGCUCGUAUUGAAGAAUUAGAAACUGAAUUUCUUAUAAGAAAUUUAAAUUAUAAAGAGCUUCGAGAAGAAUUUAACAAUUUUAAAAUGUUAAUUCUUAAAUCUGAACAUGACCAAUUAUCAAAGAAUAUUCGGGAUUCAUUUUCCAUCGAUAAAUCUAAAUUUCUUCCAAAUUUAGAGAAUUUUGGGGAAGUUUCAGAAUCAAUUUAUGAUUAUUAUAAAGACAAACACAUUCUUUUUACACAUGAUGAUAAUGAUUUGAUGUUAUUUUCUUCAAGGAAAAGUCAAAAUAAAGAAACACGGUUUAUUGAUGAUGAUUGUGAUUACGAUCUUGAAAAUAAAUAUGAUGAUACAGUUGAAAAAGAUUUUAUUAAUAAAGGAGUUUCUGGGCCAUCGUCAUCAUCCGAUCAACAGAUUAUCAGUAACAACAGUAACAACAAAUGUGAUUAUUCUAAUAAUUAUAAGACUUCACCAUUAAAUCCUUAUGCGGCUUCGUUUUUUCCCGGAAAAGAUUAUACCAAUCAGGAAGAAACCACACAAGGAACUCAACGAAAUAAUGACGAUCAAAAGGAUUCAAAUUUUCUUUUGAAUAUUCCUCUUUAUGCAUCUAAUAAUAUACCUUAUUUCAUCUUUCUUUGUAAUGACUUUUGGAGAAAUCACACAAACGUAGUCGAAAAAAUUCACGCACUAGUUCAACAAAUUCUUUAUCAAUUCAGACUAAUUAACCGAAAAGUCAAUGUUGUGUCGUUUAGAUAUUUGUAUUUCUUUGAAGUUGAUGAUUUAAUGAAUUAUGAAAAAUCAAAAGAAUUUAAUUCCUUACAAAAGGUUCACAAGAAAAUUAUUAGGAAUAUGAUUAAUGCUUUAUUAAAAGAUGAAUUAUAUAUUAAUAUUACUUUUGUACGAAAUCUUAAUGAGUAUAGAAGUAGAGGAUUAAUUCCAAAAUUACCAAAAAGUUUUAAAAGUUAUGAUGAUUAUACCAAGAGUGAGAAGUUUCAAUCUUUGACCAAAAAGAAAAAGAAAAUUAUUAGAAGAUUGGCUGAAAAGGAAAGAAAUGAUGAGUAA